Molecule: messenger RNA, 6178 nt
Organism: Gadus morhua (Atlantic cod)
Lineage: Eukaryota; Metazoa; Chordata; Actinopteri; Gadiformes; Gadidae
Product: rapamycin-insensitive companion of mTOR
Exons: 39
Coding region: 986-5899 (1637 amino acids)
Biological process (GO): positive regulation of phosphatidylinositol 3-kinase/protein kinase B signal transduction; TORC2 signaling
Cellular component (GO): TORC2 complex
Molecular function (GO): protein serine/threonine kinase activator activity
Source: RefSeq, a predicted model, not a curated record
CACACGUUACAGGUCGAGCCGAGGCAACUCCAUAGGCACACACCCUACAGACUACUCUGGGGGAUUAACCGUGUUGAUUCAAACCUAUUUGUUUGUUUUUCUCUACUUGGACUGAUAUUUAUUUCGCAGGCGCCCUACUAUUUGUCCUUUCCACAAAAACGUGAUCGAUGUCGUUUAAAAGGCAAACGCCUUGCUUGAUGUGGCCUAUACGUCUGUCAAUACUGUUUUGAUAAUGUGGCGUCUGUGGCUGUUUUUGACAGCAGUUGAUGGUUGCUGCUUACAUGGGAUGAAGAGCGGGUACCGGGUUUGUUAUAACAUAUUCAAUUGGUUCAUCCAAAGACAAACCGGGCAAAGACAAACAGGCCUAUUCAAUUGGUUCAUCCAAAGACAAACCGGGCAAAGACAAACAGGCCUAGAGACGAAAAACAAAUUUAAAAUACCAGCGGCCACAUAUUUAGAGGAAACAAUAAUGACGUUGAGAGAAAUUAAAUAUAGCUCGACGUGUGAAUCGUCUAGGGUGUUGUAUGCCUGGCCAUUACAUUAUCAAAUAAAAUAAAUGCCUAACGUUAUUUUUAUCAAAAUAAAUAGCAAGAUGUUAAAUUGAACGUGUGCCAGGAGUGGCCUGGGUUGCCGAGGUUAACGUCCCUGCUAAUGUAACUGCUCUGUAACCAAGUUGAUUUAUUUUGAAGAAGCGAUGGGGACACUUAGCGGUUAUUCCAGUGCAUUACGUCCUGCUGGGGCUGAGGUAUUCACUAGUGGUCCCAAUUCAACUUACAUUUCCUUCUCAUAACCCACCCGAGGGACCUGCCUCCAGACAGUGAACACCAAACGUCACCGCCUUUGGACGGCCUACUUACCUGAAGAAUUUGGACAGGUUGAAGGUGGCGGCGCAGGUGCAGUUUCCCUAAACACAGGACAUUAUGACAGCGUCUGCCCUCAGAACCUCAAAAAGAAGGAUCCCGUGGCCCUGAUUGAGUUGCGGAUAAUGAGCAUCGGAAAAGACGCAGAGAUGAGAGAGCACAAUGGGGAGGAAAAUGGAUCAAUGGACCUUUCCAGAGAUCCUGCAGCUGAUGUUGGUGAAAUCCUCCAAAACAUCAUUGGGAACCAAAGCGUCUCCAGUACUCAGAAGAUGAAACACCUGCACAACUUCGUCAAGCUCCUAUGCAGGGUAGGCCUUCAAGAGGACGAGCUGGGGCUAAAACACCAGGAGCUCAUCAUUUGUGUGCGGUUGUCUCUGCUGAGUGACUCCAUGGAGGUGCGUGCGGCCGGGCUGCGAGCCCUGCGCUACCUCAUCUCAGACCGCAGCAUCCUGGACAAAGUCCUGGCCUUGAACGUGGACUACCUGAUCACCAGGUGUAUAGACAUUCAGGACAGUAACAAGACCGAAAAAACGCAGGCUCUCAGGCUAGUUCGAAAGAUGAUGGCGGUCAAUGCGUCCGUCUUCCCCUCCUCCAUCACCAACUCCCUGAUGGCCCUGGGAAGCGAGGGCUCCCAGGAGGCCGACGACAUGGUGCGGCCCUGCAUCGCCAUCAUCUGUGAGCUUUCCCUGUUGAACCCGGCCGUGGUGGCCCAGAGCAGCGGUCUGAGCGCCAUCUUGAAGAACGUGAUUGGCUGUCGGCUGAACAGCAUGAACGAAUCACUGAUCGCCACCGUCCUCCACCUCUUCAACCACCCCGACACGCGGCAGUAUGUCCGCUCUGACGUCGAGCUGGAGCAAAUCCUGGUCCCGUACACGGACUUCCACUACCGACUGACCCCUGACAUCGGCGAGGAGCACCUGAAGGAGAACAGAGAUGCUCGCUUCCUGGCCAGUAAGAUGUCAAUCAUUGCUACUUUUCGCUCUUGGUCAGGCAUUGUUACCUUGUGUAAGUCGGGGAACUCAGGGAUCCAGUCUCUCAUUGACCUGCUGUGUAUACCAAACACUGAGGUGAGGAGAGCCUUGUUAGAAGUGAUCUAUGAAGUCUUCCUUCUGGACGUGCCUGUCGAGACAACAGACUUUACCGAAGCGCUGAUCAGUGUCGACCCUGGUAGACAUCAGCAAGGGUGGAGGCUUACUGAAGGCUUCAUCGUCUCUGAGGCUCUGGUUAUUCUUCCACAACGGUCCCGAUCAAGACCAAACCUCAUAGACAACUACCUGGCGUUCCUUCUGUCGGCCUUCAUCCAUAGCAGACUUCUUGAGGGUCUGGUGGAGUUGAUCACCAGCAGCGAUGACUUCAUAUCAAUACAAGCCACAGUGCUACUGGGACAACUGCUCAAUAUGGCCAACAGCAUCCUCCCCCACUGCCACAGCCACCACCUCCACUGCCUGCCUCGCCUCAUGAACAUGGCCGCCUGCUCCGCCGUCCCGCGGGCACACAGACAACAGGCCCGGGCAGCAGUGACCAACCUGAAGCUCUUCCACGAGAGGACCAGGCAGGGUCCCUCCCCUCACAGCCUGUACCUGGACCACGUCCUCCGCAGGGCGGCCGGGGCGGCGGCGCCCCCCCACGGGUCCCUGGCCCUCCCCCACAGACCCCUGCCCAGGGACAUGUUCCCCAUGAAGGAGAACGACGACGCCCUGCUGGCCAACCUGAGGGACAGCCACGUUCUCCACCACGACGAGAACCUGGACUGGAACUGGGAGCUGGUGCAGACCAUCCUGAAGUGGCCGAAUGUUAAACUGCAAAGCAAUCGGGAUGACCAUAUACACAAGUUUGUGAGGAGACUCCUGUGGUUCUUCAUGCCCAGCAGUAAGCUGUUUGUCUCCAUGAAGCCCGACCACCCGAGGGCCCGACAGACCACUGUGGUCGGCUGUGAACUCAUCGAGUUCCUCCUAGACUCGGAGGAGGAAGGGGAUGUCUAUCUGGAGGACCUGGUGAAAGACAUCGUCCAAUGGCUGCACUCCUCUAUCGGGCCCAAAGCUGGCAGCAGCAGCAGCAGUAGUGCUCUCCAUGGCAACGGGCUACUACUGACCACACUCAGUCAGUACUACUUCCUGUUCCUGGGGACGCUGUCAGCUCAUCGCCACGGCGUCAAGGUGCUGGAGAAAGGGAGCGUCUAUCAGUGCCUGCUGAGCCUGUGCAUGCAGAGGAACCAGGACCACGUGGUGAAGCUCACCGUCUCCACGCUGGACUUCAGCCGCGACGGCCUGGCCCGGGUCGUCCUCUCCAAGGUCCUCAUCGCCGCCUCGGAAAGCUGCCGGCUGUACGCCACCAGGCACCUGCGGGUGCUGCUGCGGGCCAACGCAGAGUUCUUCAGUAACUGGGGCGUGGAGCUGCUGGUCACCCAGCUCUACGACCGGAGCCAGCCGGUCCGGCUGGAGGCCCUGGACGUCCUGGACGAGGCCUGUGAGGACAAGGCCAACCUUCACGCGUUGGUGGAAUUAAAACCAGCUCUCACGCACCUUGGAGACAAGGGAAAGCUGCUGCUGCUGAGGUUUCUGUCCAUUCCAAAGGGUUUCUCCUACCUGGAGGACAGGGGGUUCAUCACUGGAGAGCUGGAGAGAUGGCACAAGAAGUAUAACCUAAAGUACGUGGACCUGAUGGAGGAGCAGCUGAACGAGGCUCUCACCACGUACCGCAGGCCCGUCCUGAACCGGAGCAAUCCUGGACGCUCCAGCGCCCCCCGGGCACAAAGACCAGCCGUCUACCCCCUUGUUCACCUAUACGGCCAGUUAGUCCAUGACAAGGCAGGCUGCCAGCUACUGGAAGCACAGAAUGUGCUCCAAGAUCUGAGCUCGGUGGUUCGAUCCCCAGACCUCGACAAAUGGGAGGGCAUCAAGACACUGAAAGCUGCUCUCUGGGCUCUGGGCAACAUCGGCUCCACCAACUGGGGUGUGAACCUGCUUCUGGAAGAAGGCGUGGUCCCUGAGGUCGUGGCGCUGGCCCAACACUGUGAGGUGCUGUCCGUCAGAGGGACGUGCCUCUACACGCUGGGCAUGCUGGGUAAGACGAGGCGGGGCUGCGACGUCCUGAAGCAGCAGGGCUGGGACGCUGUGUGCCACAGCAGUCUGACCCCCUGGCCCCUGGUGCCCCAGGAGGUGGGCCUCCAGACCCAGGCCUGUGACGCCCUGCCCCCCCCCCUCAGGAUGCGCCGGCCCCAGUCGGUGUCCCCCCGGAGCCGGCGCUACAGCGAGGGGAGCCAGCCCCCGGGCCGCCACGGUGAUGUGUUCGUUCCAGACGAUGACCAGGGGAGGGACGGCAGGGGGCCCCGCCCACGUUCAGCUCCUCACCACCAUCAGACCCCAAGGAUGACCAUCACGGGCCCCUCCGGAGCACCCCCUCAGCCCCUAGAGGGCCCGAUGACAGGCCCCACUGCAGGACCCAGCCAGGACCCCCUCUGGACAGCCCAAGAAGAGCUCCCCUUUGGGGGGUCGGAGGGAACGUGUCUGCUGCCCUGGGCCGUGGAGCCGGAGGUCCCUGGAGACCCCCGAGAGCGAGGGGAAGGCGAUAGGUCGAUCACCGCCAUGACCGACAUCAGCGUGAUGGGUUCCACGGAGUCUGCGCCUGCGAGUGUCCAAGGUCUCCAACCCAUGACCUCCACCGCCACCACCACCGCCACCGCCACCGCCACCGCCCAGAUCGACGUCCUCCAGACCCCGCAGCCGGGCCCCCCCCGAUCCCUCUCCGCCCUGCAGCUCUCCGGGUCCGGGUCCACGUCGCCGGCCCCUCCCGGCCCCUCCUCGCACCGGCUGACCCGUCACACCAAGUCCCUCAAGGGGACUUCGGCCCCCGGGACCCGUCUCGGGAACUUCACCCGCUCCUCCUCCACCUCCUCCUCCCCCUCCUCUCCCUGGGGCUACCGCACCCCGCGGACCCCCCUGCUGGCCCGGUCGGCGUCCCUCAGGCAGUCCAGCUCCCUGGACGCCCUGGGCUACGCCACCCUGCGGAGGCUGCAGCAGCAGCGCAUACAGCCCCUCCUGGGCCCCGGCCGGGCGCUGGCGCCCCCCGCCAACGAGGCGCUGUUCGCCGACGCCAUCGCCAUGACAACCGGCCGCCCGGGCGGCAGGUUCACCUCGCAGAGGUUCGGCAGGACGCUGAGAUUCGCGACGCUGGACCAGGAGGACCUGCUGAGCCCCAUCAACCACGACACCCUGCAGCGCUCCUCCUCCUUGCGCGCCAUGGCAACCGCUGACUCAGCGGGCGGUCUCCACGGUGACAACUACAUCGGCAUUGCGUUGCCCGUUGACAUCACCAACAUGCUUCAUAUCAAACCAAUACCAUACUUCCAGAAGACAUUGAGCCCACCAGCCGAGGACCUGUUCAACGAUGAAACAUCUGAUCAUGAGCCCGGCCCCGUUCACCAAGAAGGUGUGGACUCCAAGCUCAGUUCUACGGAGCUCCACGCGACAGAACCACAGUCCCCACCGAGGCCAGUGGACACUGGGCUGCAGGAACACACAGAUGACAACUGCCUUUACUGUUCUGGUCUCUCUGUGCUGGGCCUGAAGUCUCAGAACUGCGGUCCAGACCUGGUGGAUGAGCUGUUGUUCUCCGAGUGGUGCAGUACCUCCUCCCCCCACCUGGAGGCCAGGCUGUUAGGGGUGUCCGGCACCACCCUGUCCCAGGGCUCUGCAGGGAGCGGCCACGGUGCGGAGCUGGUCCUCGGAGUGAAGGCCAUCCCAGAGAACGGCCCCUCUAGCGGGGUGCUGCUGAGGAAGGAGGUGCUUCGUCUGGUGGUCAACCUCAGCUCCUCGGUGGGGACCAAAGGCAACGAGUCCAGCCUUCUGAGGAUCAAAGAGAAGUUCCCCCAUGCCUUCGACGACGUCUGCCUCUACUCGGAUAUCUCCAACCUGAUGGCUCACCACACCUUCGGCCUGCACGCCCGGCGCUUCAUCCAGGAGCUCUUCCAAGAUGUCUCCUUCCUGCCUCUUUAUGAAGAGGCAGAGAGCGUCCUUUCUACAAGAGAGAACUCAAGCUGACCCAACAUCCUCGGGCCACACCGAACUUUCACUUCCCAUUCAUCAUGACCGUAUCUUUGCACAGUCAAGGGGGAGACUGUAACUAGAUCAAACCAAAUAAGACCACCAAGCCUGUUGUUAAUCUGCCAGUACCUACUGCUAUGUCUAGGGCUGUUGAGCAACCUAUGAGUUGAUAGUAAGUAUGAUAAAACACUAAUACACAUUUCUUUUACCCUAGCUUGUUAUUUACCAAAGUGUUGCAAAGGAUGAAAGUGCAUAUUAAAGAUGACAUACAUUUCA